AUGGAUCUCAACAAUCUUUUCGAUGUGAAAGGGAAGGUUGUUCUCGUGACCGGCGGGGGAAGGGGUGUUGGGGAGAUGAUUGCAGCUGGAUAUGUGCUGAAUGGAGCUAAGGUUUAUAUCUCCUCUCGAGAUGUCAAGGCUUGUGAAUCAACUGCUCAGCGUUUGACGAAAGACGGACCAGGAAAAUGUAUAGCGAUACCCGCAGAUCUGUCUACUUACGAGGAGUGUGAGAGGCUAGUGAAGGAAUUAGAGAAGAGAGAAGAGGUCUUACAUGUCUUGGUGAACAAUUCGGGCGUGACAUGGGGAGAAGAACUGUCCACAUAUCCUGAUUCGGCAUUUACCAAACUUCUCACGCUGAAUAUACAGAGAGUAUUCACCUUGACUCAGAAAUUGAUUCCCUUACUGAAUAAUGCGAAAGAACAAGGUCAUGUGGGAAGAAUCAUCAAUAUUGGAUCAAUCAACGGUAUCAAGCCACCUGGAUUGGAGACAUACGCAUAUUCAGCUUCCAAAGCUGCCCUUCAUCAAUUAUCAAAACAUCUUUCGACACGACUGGGACCUUCGAUCACUGUGAACACUUUAGCAUUAGGACCGUUCAGGAGUAAAAUGAUGAAGUUCACUUUAGAUAAUUUUGAAUCUGAGUUAGCGGAUUCGUUACCUAUGAAAAGAAUCGGUGCUCCGGAAGAUGUAGCAGCUGCUUGUUUAUGGUUAUCUGGCAAAGGAGGGCAGUGGGUCACAGGAACCGUUAUUCCCAUUGAUGGAGGAUCUUUAGUAGCUACUCAAGCCAAAUUGUAG
This is a messenger RNA of Kwoniella shivajii, 792 nucleotides long. RefSeq lists its product as uncharacterized. The transcript has 9 exons. The coding region runs from base 1 to 792 and encodes 263 amino acids. The record is from RefSeq and is a predicted model, not a curated record. Lineage: Eukaryota; Fungi; Basidiomycota; Tremellomycetes; Tremellales; Cryptococcaceae. Gene Ontology annotation, molecular function: oxidoreductase activity.